UGGGAACGAGAAUCCAUGCUUAAAUGCGCCUUCAAAAGAGUGUAGAUUAGUACACGUGUCUUCUUUCUUGUCCUUCGUACAUCUAUCCGUUAACCCUAACCUCCUCUUUCUCUCUCUUCUCUCUCUCUUUCUCUCUCCUCUGCAACUUCUUCACCAUUGGAAGGAAGAGAAUUCAAAGAAAACACUCCGAAACGGUUCUACAUCCGUACUUUUGCAGCCAUUUCUGCUCCUAUAAUGGGGAAGCUACUCUGUGAUUCCACCACGGCUGUAGCCGAGUCGUUUCCGACCACCUCCCCGGUCGUUAAUUGGAGGGACCAGAACUCUUCCACUGUCAUAGAUGCCAAUGGAGCUCUAGAUCUUCUGGACCAGACCACCACCGUUGUAGCCACUGCCUGGGAUGAUGUUCUUGGCCUUGAGGACCAACAGAGGCGGCAGCUUCAGAGACUUCAUGCUAAAGGCGUUCUCUGGAAGCAUCCGGAGGAGAAUGGUGCUGAUUCCUCUUCUAUACCGUUGAGAUCUGUGGUUUUUCGUCUCUCUCAUGGUGGUGAGGUUUCUUCUGAUGGAAACUGCUUGUUUACGGCUUCUCAUAAAGCUAUGAACAUGGCGCGUGAGGUCGACGCUCGGGAGCUUCGACGGCGGACGGUGAGGCGAUUCUUGGAGGAUUUCGGAUCUGCGAGAUUGGAGGAGACUGAGGUGAUUAAUGACGCGAUUAGGCAUCUCUACUCCCCCGAUCUGAAGAAUGGAUGGGGAAUACAUGUGGUUCAGGAGGUUAAAUUCUUGGCCAAGAAAGAGGAUCGGCCGGCAUUGGACGGAGCUAUUGAUGAGCUCGUUCAACUCGGCAUGCAGAGAGAAACGGCGGCGGAGUCGAUUUACAAAGAAAGAUGCAUUCCGAUUAACGACGGUACGAGUUGGGCGAAAUACAUGUCAAUUUCCGGUUCCCUUGGGGAUGAAUACGAUAUUAUUACUCUGCAAUACACAGAAGACGGAUUGUUAUCUGUGGAUGAGAACAGAGAGGGCCACGCCGCAGCUUUUGGGGAUGACAUAGCAAUUGAAUGUCUUGCAACAGAGUUCAAGCGUGAGAUAUACGUUGUGCAAGCACACGGAUCCGAUGCAAUGGUUGAUGAAGAAAAUUGUGUUUUCUUUCUUCCACACCGACCCAGAAGCGAAAUUUGCGAAGUUCCUUUCUUUCUUUUCAUGAAAGGAACAGGUUGGUGCGGCGCCGGGGCUGACCAUUACGAGCCUCUCAUUGCUCACUGUUCUACGUUUGUUUCGCAGGAGAAAGUGGCAAUGGUACUUUAAGGUCUCAGUCCUGCAAUUUUGUGGCUUAGAUUUUGAUUAGAGAAUUAAUUUAGUAUGUCUUAAUUUAUUUUUGAGGCUAUUAUUAUUUAGGCUUGCAAUCAAGAUGGGAAGAAAUCAAAAUCUGGGUUGCAUUGCUUUCAAUUUUUUUUUUUUUUUUUUUUUUUUUUUUUUUUUGUGGGGGGUAGAGAAAGAAAUUGUGUUAGAAAUCAACCAGUACGUGUCUUGUCUGACUAACAUUUUGCAGGUUUGCGCCUGCAGUUGAGCAGCCAUUGUGAGUUUUUUCGGCCUUUUUCUUUCUUCAAAUUUUUUAAUUUUGUUGUUGUUGUUGUUGUUCAAGUCAUUUUAUUAAUGAGAAGAGAGUGCCUGUAUAGACACUGGCAGUAGAGUUGAUAAUUUUGGAGUCCAAAAUCCAGGAAAUUACUGCUUUUUGCUGUUGUAUCCUUAUCUUUUUGUUGGUAUUUUUAAUGCUAAAAAGCCAACUUUAUUCUUUCUCUCUUCUAUUUAUAGAGUUUGGUGAGAACAAUAGAAUUGGAUUUGGGUAGGGGGGGGGGGCAUAGGCACUGCUUUAGAAAGCAAUAUUAGGCUUUUAUUGGUUGAUUAAAUUAUAA
This is a messenger RNA of Benincasa hispida (wax gourd), 1907 nucleotides long. RefSeq names its product Gap junction beta-4 protein. NCBI's taxonomy places the organism in Eukaryota, Viridiplantae, Streptophyta, Magnoliopsida, Cucurbitales, Cucurbitaceae. The record is from RefSeq and is a predicted model, not a curated record.